AUGUCAUACGCAUUUGAUUUACACGAAAGUAUUUACGGUUCUGAGCCUUAUAAUACAACCAAUUGUAAAAUCCCAUCGAAUCGAACAACAACACAACUUAAACAAAAUGGUUAUGUCAAACAAUUUCUACAACAAAAUGGUGAACAACGAUUUGAUGCACAUUUUAAAGUAUUGCUACUUGGUAAUUCCGGUGUAGGGAAAACAUCAAUACUUAGAGCUCUUGUUGGUGAAACAUUUUAUCAGACUACUAUUUCAACAAUCGGUAUUGAUUUGAUUAAACGAAUAUUCACAGUCGGAAAUCAUCGUGUACAAUUAGAAGUAUGGGAUACAGCAGGUCAAGAACAAUAUCACUCUAUUGUAUCGUUACAUUUUCGAGAGGCUAAAUGUUUUAUCAUCGUUUAUGAUGUAACAGAUAUAGAAUCGUUUGAACAAAUACGUAAAUAUUGGCUUAGAUCCGUAGAUGAGCAUAUGGAUGAUGCAGUGCCGGUGAUUUUCGUGGCUAAUAAAAUUGAUAUGAUAAAAGACAAAAGAGUGUCAACAGAACAAGGUCAACAAUUGACAUCUCAACAAGCAGCUCAUGGUUUCUUUGAGACAAGUGCAAAAACCGGUAAAAAUAUACAAAAUUUAUUUCAAGCAGUUGCUGAGUGCAUGGUGUCUACAUGGGGUGCUCCUAAACGUUGGUAUGAAAUAAAUACUGAGGGUAAUAAUAAUUUAGAUCCAUGGUCAAAUUCAUAUAAUCAUCGUCACAAGGAUACAGUUCAACUGGAUCAGAAAAGAGCUCCUAAUAAAGUACAAUGUUGUUUGACACAUUGA
Messenger RNA from Schistosoma mattheei, 813 nucleotides. The record is from the annotation of a GenBank genome assembly. NCBI's taxonomy places the organism in Eukaryota, Metazoa, Platyhelminthes, Trematoda, Strigeidida, Schistosomatidae.